Molecule: messenger RNA, 814 nt
Organism: Trichobilharzia szidati
Lineage: Eukaryota; Metazoa; Platyhelminthes; Trematoda; Strigeidida; Schistosomatidae
Source: the annotation of a GenBank genome assembly
GGAAAACCGACGGAGCUCUAGAUAUUUACAGAAUGACCACUGCCACAAUUAAGGUGCAAGACAAGUAAUUAUCGGACCCCUAUCAACCUAACUUCUAUUCUACACUGACAGCUGAUGUUUUGUGUAUAAUAAAAAAGUGCACUGCUAAGACUUUCAUCACCACGAUGUAAGUAGAGAGAAACAUCGGGAAAACACAACUUCUCGGUCAUAAUUUAUGACAAAAAUAUUUGACUUGGGCACAAAGAUAAAGGUUUAGUACUGAUCCCGAAUAAUUACGACUACUUUUAUGCUUAAAUUCAAAUAUUUUACGGAAGCUGACGUGAGAAUUAACAAAUUGCAGUUACAGCCAAUAAUUUCUUUCUUUACAGUUAUUUACAUAGGAUUGUUGCGUGUUCUAAUAUUUCAUGGAUGAAUGUAUCUAAGUGUUUUAUACCGGACAGUAAUGUGAAAUAUGCCACAGUGCAGUGUAAUUUCUGAAAUGUAUCUUCGAAGGCUGCUAAAACUCCUAUCAGGUUCCAAUCCACUGGAGGUCACUUAUGCAGAAAGUUUUUAUCAAGACCGCAAACCGCUUUUACAUUCACUUUCUGGCAUUCCUAUCGUUAAAGACGAAGACUUUUUCAAAUCACCUAAUUACAAAAGCUGUAUAUAUCAAAAUUUACAUUUCAAGAGAUAUUUACCAGACACUGUAGCAAACAGGCACAUUGAACUACAUGCGGAUGAAAAACAUUUUCAGAGAAUAAUUAAUGCUUACGUUUAUUCUUCAACUAACAAAUGUGCAAUAUCUGUUCCAAGAGUUUCAAGAAAGCGUUUGUAA